This is a messenger RNA of Caretta caretta (loggerhead turtle), 3043 nucleotides long. RefSeq names its product tubulin tyrosine ligase like 6 (gene TTLL6). Gene Ontology annotation, molecular function: tubulin binding; tubulin-glutamic acid ligase activity. NCBI's taxonomy places the organism in Eukaryota, Metazoa, Chordata, Testudines, Cheloniidae. Gene Ontology annotation, biological process: protein polyglutamylation; microtubule cytoskeleton organization. Gene Ontology annotation, cellular component: ciliary basal body. The record is from RefSeq and is a predicted model, not a curated record.
ACAUAUCUGUUCCUAACUUGGGAAUAUGCAGGGAAUUAUACAGUAUUCUGUUUUAUCAGCUGUAUUUGAGGAAGCAGCUGGAUCCACGAAAAGAUUGAUGGGACUAUUGCUCAUCCCUGUACACUGUUCACUUUUCUUCUGGUCUGUUGUGGAUGUUUCCACAGGAUGAAGGCAUCAGCUAUACUGCAAAAAUAUGGAUCCUUUGAAGGAGUGGAGCAGGAGACAGAAGAGUCAGAUGAGAAAGAUGUAACUGAACUAGACUUUUUACCAAGAGAACUAGAAAGAAAAGACAAUGCCUUGGACACCAUAGACCAGGAUACAGUGGGGUGUGAAGAGAAGAAAAGAAGAAUUCAAGAUCCUAACAUAUCCAUGAAAAAGAAAAGAAAGAGAAAGAGAUGACCUGUGAUAAGUCUGACCAACUGCAAGUAUGAUAGUGUGCGUCGGGCUGCUAAGCAGUAUGGCUUACGGGAAGCAGGUGAGAAUGAUGAGUGGACCCUCUAUUGGACAGACUAUUCAGUCUCACUGGAUCGGGUAAUGGAAAUGAAAAGUUAUCAGAAAAUCAACCACUUCCCUGGGAUGAGUGAAAUAUGUAGGAAGGAUCUGCUGGCCAGGAACAUGAGCAGGAUGCUAAAGCUCUUUCCUAAAGAAUUUAACUUCUUUCCCAGGACCUGGUGUCUUCCUGCUGACUAUGGGGAUUUGCAGACCUAUAGCAGAUCAAGGAAACAUAAGACAUACAUCUGUAAGCCCGACUCUGGCUGUCAGGGGAGAGGCAUCUUCAUCACCAGAUCUUUGAAAGACAUAAAACCUGGAGAGGAUAUGAUCUGCCAGCUCUACAUCUCAAGGCCUUUUAUUAUUGAUCGUUUUAAGUUUGAUCUGAGGAUUUAUGUGCUUGUGACAUCAUGUGACCCUCUGAGGAUAUUUGUCUAUAAUGAGGGCCUUGCACGCUUUGCUACAUCAGCCUACUCUGACCCCUCACACAGCAAUCUGGAUGACGUCUGCAUGCACCUGACUAAUUAUUCCAUUAACAAGCACAGUACUAGUUUUGUCCGAGAUGAAGAUUCUGGAAGUAAGAGGAAGCUCUCCACCUUUAAUAAGUACAUGCAGAAGCAUAGCUAUGAUACCGACCAGAUGUGGCGGAAUAUAGAAGAUGUUGUUAUUAAAACCCUGAUAUCAGCACAUCCUAUUAUCAAACAUAACUAUCACACUUGCUUCCCCAACCACACUGUGGGUAGCGCUUGCUUUGAAAUAUUAGGAUUUGAUAUUCUGUUGGAUCACAAACUCAAACCCUGGUUGCUUGAGGUGAAUCACUCUCCAAGCUUCACCACUGACUCCUGGUUAGACAAGGAAGUGAAGGACCAGCUGCUAUAUGACACUUUGGUUCUGAUAAAUUUAGGGGCCUGUGACAAGAGAAAAAUCCUAGAAGAAGAGAAACGGCGAGGAAAGGAGAGACUCCUGAAGCAAUGCUCUUCUCAAGAGACCAGGGCUGAGAAGUAUAGAAACUGCCAAGCCACUUGGUUGAAACAAGCUGAGAAAUAUGAGGAGAAAAACCUAGGUGGCUUUCGCAGAAUUUACCCCAAAUCUGAUUUGGACAAAUAUGAUAAGUUUUUCCAGCACAACAAUUCACUCUUUCAGGAGACUGCAGCUUCCAGGGCACGAGAAGAACAUGCUAGGCUGCAGCUACAGGAGCUGCGAAUGAAGCACGAGCAGAAAACAGCCCAUUUGCGAGAGAAGAAGAUAGAGCUGCUGGGGGAGUCUGGGUCUGAGAAGAUAAAGACUUUCAAACAGAAGUUAGUGAGCAGGACAGCUACAGCACAAGGAUUAAGACAGCAUUAUCUUUGUUCAGAGUCAGGACCUGGCACUCCUCUUCUGCGUCAGAGUUUCUCAGGUGAAAAAGAAACAAAGAAAGAAAUAGUUAACGGGGAAUCAAGCAUCCCACAAAAAGAGCACACCAAAACUCACGAGUAUUCAGAUGCACGUGAAAAACAAGCAGUACAGCACUACAGCUCCAUGCCAAACUUGAUAGUGCAGAACUCAACUAGUGCCCCGGACCAGUACAGCUCCAACCCUGACCUGAGGGACCACACAGUACAUGGUCAUCACUCUGCAGCAGAUAUGAACAUAAGAUUAAUACUCCAAACACCAGUGGAUUGUUCCAGGGUAUCUGAUAAUCCAAUUCAUUCCUCUUCAAAGCCUUUCCCAAUAUUGGCUCAGCCUCGGGCUGCAAUCACAACAGCAACUGGCGUGGUUUACUGUGAAAGCACAGUCACUCAGAUUUUGGUGCCAUUUGGAUGCCAGAGAAAGCAACACCAGCCCCAUGUCAGGGAGAACUUGGCCUCAUACUCAAAAGUCCAUAGAUCACACAAAAACUUGUUAGAGCCUGAAAUAGACAAGAAACCUAUCUUGUCAGAAUUCUUCAGCAAACUCAGUUUCGCACCGGGAGAGAAGGCCAUAAUAUUCCCUUUUCGCCACCACCCUCAUCUCAUCAAUAGACCACAAAGUGCUUUCCACUCCAGGAGAAUCCAUCUGAGUAGCAGAAACUCCACAGACAAGAGACAAACGAAACUUCAGAGUGCCCAAACAGUAUUCCAAAAAACAAAUUGUCCCCAGUUCAGCCUUCAAGACCUUUUGGUGAUCUCCACCCCAGGUCGAGUGGACCCGCGACCUAGGAAAAGCAAUACCCUAACUUCAGGGGAUAUUCCGACGGGCAGGGACUGAGCAGAAUGACGGCACUGUUUUGCCUCCUGAAGUCUGGGAGAUGCUCACUCCUGUAGACAAUCUGUUCAUCAGGAACUGACAGAAACAUUUUGUUGUUUCUUUUCAAAUAUACUGAUUGGUGAUUGCCUCCAGUUAUACAGCUUCCAGAGCAUGAAACAGCAAUGUGUGACCAAUAACAUUUGCCUUAAAAAAAAAAAUGUCAGGAGUUUAUGGGUGUCUUGAUGUGAAACUGUUGAACCGGAACUCGAUGUAUAUCUACUCCCUUUGGCAGUGUCUGCUUACUGCCAACUCUUGUUUUGUUUAAUGAAAAAUUCUUUUGUAAGAAGAA